Molecule: messenger RNA, 1178 nt
Organism: Durio zibethinus
Lineage: Eukaryota; Viridiplantae; Streptophyta; Magnoliopsida; Malvales; Malvaceae
Product: large ribosomal subunit protein eL8y-like
Biological process (GO): ribosome biogenesis
Cellular component (GO): ribonucleoprotein complex
Molecular function (GO): RNA binding
Source: RefSeq, a predicted model, not a curated record
ACAGGCCCAAACGUGGGCCUUGUUCUUGUAUAAACCCUAGUUGUUUCUCUUCCGUUUCUUCGUGCUUUUGAAGGGUUUCGCUUAGCCGUUCUCACUUAAUCUUGGAAGAAGCCUUAGCAGGCGCAAAAAUGGCCCCAAAGAGAGGUGGAAAGGUGGUCACGCCAGCCAAGAAGAAACAAGAGAAGGUUGUGAAUCCAUUGUUUGAAAAGCGUCCAAAACAGUUUGGUAUUGGAGGGGCUUUACCUCCAAAGAAGGAUCUGCAUCGAUUCGUGAAGUGGCCUAAGGUUGUUCGCAUUCAAAGGAAAAAGAGGAUUCUUAAGCAGAGGUUAAAGGUCCCACCAGCAUUGAACCAGUUUACCAAGACUCUUGAUAAGAACCUUGCAACAAAUCUUUUCAAGUUGCUCCUCAAGUACAGGCCAGAGGACAAGGCAGCCAAGAAAGAACGUCUCCUGAAGAAGGCCCAGGCUGAGGCUGAAGGAAAAGCUCCCGACUCUAAGAAACCAAUUGUUGUGAAAUACGGUCUUAACCAUGUUACUUACCUUAUUGAGCAGAACAAGGCACAAUUGGUUGUUAUUGCUCAUGAUGUGGAUCCCAUAGAGUUAGUUGUGUGGCUUCCUGCUUUGUGCAGAAAGAUGGAAGUCCCUUACUGCAUUGUCAAGGGGAAAUCACGUUUGGGAUCGAUCGUUCACCAGAAAACUGCCGCUGUCUUGUGCUUGACUACAGUUAAGAAUGAGGAUAAGUUGGAGUUCAGCAAAAUCCUCGAGGCCAUCAAGGCAAACUUCAAUGACAAGUACGAUGAGUACAGGAAGAAGUGGGGAGGUGGAAUCAUGGGCUCCAAGUCACAGGCUAGAACCAAGGCAAAGGAGAAGCUUCUUGCAAAGGAAGCUGCGCAGAGGAUGACUUAGGAAUAGCGGCAUCAUUUCCUUCUAGAGGCACCUUUAGUUGUGGUUUUUUUUUGUCAUAUUUAUUUUCUUGUUUGAUUAAAAGUCCUGUGUAGUCAGCUGCAAUCAAUUUUCGACUCAUUUUACUCUUUUCUCAGAGGCAUAUUUAUAUCAUUUCUAGUUGAACUUUUAAAAUUCCUAGCGGUUGCUGUGUUGUGAAGAUUUGCGUUUGUAAAGAGAGUUCGAGCUUUUAAUUAAAGUAAUUAAUUCAUGAUCAAAACUAUACCUCACAAUUUU